CCGCGACAAGCUCCACUCUGCGACCCAUGGGGAGACUGUCCAAGGCUUUGGGUGUGGGCUCGAAAGGCAGCCUGCGUAUCGAGCUCGACCGAGGCACCUACCAUCCUGGAGACGUCAUCACCGGCACCGUCUACCUGUCCGUCUCUGAUGAGAUCAAGAGCAAAGAACCACUGGUGCUGGAGGUGAAUGGCGAGGAGUACGUCAAGUACAACGAAGUCUACGGGGAAGCGGCCAUACCACGCAAGCAAACCAACAAGCUAAUGGCCGACCGCGUGACGUUGUGUGACGGCCGCGAGGCCUUCGCGCCUGGGGAGUACGUCUUCCCAUUCACCUACCAGCUAGGCCCCGCACUUCCGGGGAGCUUUCACGUUGACCGUCGCCACGCGGGCGAGAUUUGUGACAUCGACGCGGCGGUGAAGUACGAGCUGAAGCUGCGCUUGCCGGUGAAGGGCGCGUUCAGUGCCGACCUCAAGGCGGAGCGCCCGCUGGUCAUCAAGCCCGCGCAAACCGCGCAGCUUGUGCAACCUCGGACGGACGCCACUGCCCAAUACGCCAAGCUGCUGGGUCUCAUCCGCCAAGGCAACUGUGAAGUAUCGGGCUCUCUGGAGCGCGACGUCUUCGUUGCUGGCGAGACGCUGCAGGUCCGAGCCUCGGUAGUCAACGGCUCGAGUAUGGACGUCAAGGCGGUGUUGGUGCGUCUCGUAGAGGAUCUUGUCAUCCGAGCGAACAGCGACCACGGCGAGAUCAAGGCGCAGACCUGCCUCGCCAAGAAGGAAUUCCCGGGCGUGGCAGCUGGGGCCACGACCAUCGACCAGGCGUACUCGCUUGACUUGGUCGGACGCUCCGAGAGGUAUGCCGUUCUCCCUCCGAUGGCCUCGAGUUUAGUCACGACGAGACACCACGUCGAAGUUCGCUGCAAGUUCCGCAUGAGCCCGAACGUGCACAUUGAGAUCCCAGUGACGAUCUUGGCCCCGACAUUGACAGAGUCAGCGACAGAGUCAGCGGCAGAGCAAGCGGUGGACGCCAAGACGAAGGCUCUCUGA
This is a messenger RNA of Phytophthora sojae, 1043 nucleotides long. RefSeq lists its product as hypothetical. The transcript has 2 exons. The record is from RefSeq and is a predicted model, not a curated record. Gene Ontology annotation, cellular component: cytoplasm. Lineage: Eukaryota; Oomycota; Peronosporomycetes; Peronosporales; Peronosporaceae. Gene Ontology annotation, biological process: protein transport. The coding region runs from base 27 to 1043 and encodes 338 amino acids.